Molecule: messenger RNA, 1288 nt
Organism: Sebastes umbrosus (honeycomb rockfish)
Lineage: Eukaryota; Metazoa; Chordata; Actinopteri; Perciformes; Sebastidae
Gene: psmb5
Product: proteasome 20S subunit beta 5
Exons: 3
Coding region: 16-888 (290 amino acids)
Cellular component (GO): proteasome core complex
Molecular function (GO): threonine-type endopeptidase activity
Source: RefSeq, a predicted model, not a curated record
GAGAUUUUUACCACCAUGACUCAAUAUAGCCGCCGGAAGUUGCUUGCUCAUCCCCAUCAGACAGUUUCAAAGAUGGCUCUCGCUAGUGUGUUAAACAAUGAUUAUGCGGAUUUUUCUUUCGAUAAUAAUCGUCAACCUUUUGGUUUCGGCUGUGGAUCGGAACAGAGCGGUGUGGGGUUCGACUCCACGCCGGGAGACGGGCUCAGUUUCUCCGUUAAGAGCGCGCUGAGUGGCGGAGAGGAUGACGUCGAGAGGAAGAUCGAGUUCCUGCACGGAACCACCACGUUAGCUUUCAAAUUCCAGCAUGGCGUCAUUGUAGCGGUGGACUCUCGGGCCACAGCGGGCUCCUACAUCGCCUCGCAGACAGUGAAGAAAGUGAUCGAGAUCAACCCCUACCUGCUGGGUACCAUGGCCGGAGGAGCCGCAGACUGUAGCUUCUGGGAGCGCCUGCUGGCCCGCCAGUGCCGCAUCUACGAGCUGCGCAACAAGGAGCGCAUCUCGGUGGCGGCCGCCUCCAAGCUGCUCGCUAACAUGGUGUACCAGUACAAGGGCAUGGGACUCAGCAUGGGAACCAUGGUGUGUGGCUGGGACAAGAGAGGUCCAGGGCUCUACUACGUCGACUCAGAGGGGAACCGGGUGUGCGGCGACCUGUUUGCGGUGGGCUCGGGCUCCAUGUACGCCUACGGCGUGAUUGACAGCGGCCUCCGACAGGACAUGACCGUGGAGGAAGCCUGCGAGCUAGGCCGCCGCGCCAUCUACCAGGCCACAUUCCGCGACGCUUACAGUGGAGGGCAGGUCAACCUGUACCACGUCCACAGCGAGGGAUGGACCCGGGUCUCCCAGGAGGACGUGCUCAUGCUGCACCAGCAGUACAAGGGUCAAGCAUAGUCAUAAAAAAUCAAGAGGGGUCCAGGAAGUGGGGAGAGAGAGUAGGGAGCGUUAGGAGUUUAGUAUGUUUAAGAUGUUCUCAAUGUCAGUAGGGUUGACAAACAAACAAAUAAAAAAAAAAGGACUCAUCUGCCAAUUGAUUUCCACUUGCUUUACUUCUGUGACCCAUUUUGACUUGUUGCCAGCUUAUAGCUUUAUAUUGUACAUUUUUAACAACACCAGUGAGCUCCACUCACCCUGCACACAGUGUGAUAUGAGGAGCAGCAUAGAAGGGGCCGAUGACUCAAACAGGCUCUAAUACAGUGUGGGAGUAGUGUGGCGCUUGCUCUACAUACAUUUAAUUCGGAUCAUACCCUCGGAAACUACAUCUUUCUCAAUAAAACCUGUCUUUUUUCCAAGA